AUGAAAUUAAUAAACUAUAUUAUAUUAAUUUUAAUAAUCUAUAUUCAUUUUGUAAGCUCUUUUAGAUUAAGAAAAUAUGGAGGUAAUUGUGAAAAUAUUAAUGAUGAACAAACUUGUACAAAACUAUAUCCGAAAUGUCAAUAUAUGCCAUUUAUAAGCUGUUGUGGUAAUACAGUUCAUUUUUGUGUCAACAGAAACAUUGGAAAUUGUGAAAAUAUAAACUCUUGUGGUAGAAAUGAAGUCACUGGCGAAGUAAUCGAAUUCUGGAGUGUUUGCAAACCCUCGAGAAACUUUACCUAUUUCGAACCACCAAGAGAUACCUGUGGUACACUCCAAUGUGAGGCGAAAGGAAUGGUUUGUCAAUGGGGACCAUCACCUGGAAAUUGUCAUGGUACAUCGUGUUGUCCUAAUGUACCAAGAUGUGUGGGUAAGUGA
Heterostelium album PN500 is the source of this 435-nucleotide messenger RNA. RefSeq names its product Phosphatidylinositol 3-kinase 3. Bases 1 to 435 code for a protein of 144 amino acids. NCBI's taxonomy places the organism in Eukaryota, Evosea, Eumycetozoa, Acytosteliales, Acytosteliaceae. The transcript is spliced from 2 exons. The record is from RefSeq and is a predicted model, not a curated record.